This is a messenger RNA of Corythoichthys intestinalis (scribbled pipefish), 5807 nucleotides long. RefSeq names its product actin related protein 2/3 complex inhibitor (gene arpin). Bases 57 to 893 code for a protein of 278 amino acids. The record is from RefSeq and is a predicted model, not a curated record. Gene Ontology annotation, biological process: negative regulation of actin nucleation. The transcript has 7 exons. NCBI's taxonomy places the organism in Eukaryota, Metazoa, Chordata, Actinopteri, Syngnathiformes, Syngnathidae.
GAAAUGUCUGUUUCAGGAAAACACCGACGGAAUUUCGGGGGACUUAUUUUGGGAAAAUGAGUCGAAUCUACCAUAACACAUCUUUAAAAAACAAACCAGUACACAACGAGAAAUAUGACAGUGUGUGGUCACCCAGCUCACAGGAAAGUGGUCCUGGAGUGAUUCUGGAAGGAACGCUUGUUGACGUUUCUAGACAUGCCCUGACUGAUGUCAACAAUCAAAAGGCACUCCUGCAAUCGUCACACUUUUUCUGUUACAAACUGACCCCGGCCCCUCAUCAGAGAAGAGAAGGGUUAUGUGGCCCUCACAGGAAAAAGUUUGGGGACCCCUGCCCUAAAACAACACAAUCAAAGUCCAUGCAGACGGAAGACAGUAUUUUGUUCCGUUACCAUGUGCUGUACAUCAAACCAAGACGCAUCCAUCGGAGGAAGUAUGAUGCUAACGGGAAGGAGAUUGAGCCAAACUUCAGCGACACCAGAAAGGUCAACACAGGCUUCCUGAUGUCCUCCUACAAGGUGGAGGCUAAAGGGGAGUCAGACAGCCUGUCAGAGGAGCAGCUGUCAGCAUUGAUUCGUAAAGCCGAUUUGGUGAAGAUAACUGACAAGCACAGAUCUGACGGGACAUGGGCCUUCUGGUACCCUGAGUGUGAGAUGGAAAAAACAGAACUGGAGACCGAAACAGACAUUCGACUAAAGACCAGAGGAAACAGCCCCUUUAUAUUCUCCUUAGCUAAAAUAGAGGGAAGGACAGUGUCCAAAUGCAACUUUGCCGGAGAUGAGAAGACUGGCGCAUCUUGGACAGACAAGAUUAUGGCCAACAAAUCUGGAGCAAAUAACAUCCAGAAGCCUUGUGGUGAAGGAGAAGGAUCACAGGACGAUGAAUGGAAUGACUAAAGAAAAGACAUCAGCCCAUUGCAGUUCUUGGCCCAUUACCAGAUGGAACAUCAACUUGAUGUAGAGGAUCAGAUUCGCUCAGUUUCCCACAAGACAUUCCAAAAAGACAUUAAAAAUCUUGUAAAGCGUGUUGUUUUUGGCAGUCCUUUCAAAUUACGCCUUACUAGACUUAUUAGUCAUAUUUUAAAGUAAUACAGUGGGAGAACAAGUAUUUGAUACACUGCCGAUUUUGCUGGUUUUCCCACUUGCAAGCCAUGUAGAGGUCUGUAAUUUGUAUCAUAAGUUCUCUUCAACUGUGAGGGACGGAAUCUAAUACAAAAAUCCAGAAAAUAACAUUGUAUAAUUUUUAAAUAAUACAUUUGUAUUUAACUGCAUGAAAUAAGUAUUUGAUACAUUACCAACUAGUAAAUAUUUCAGCUCUUAGUUCUUUUUUAAGAACCCCUCCUGUUCUCCACUCAUUACCGGAAGUAACUGCACCUGUUUGAACUUGUUACCUGUAUAAAAGACACCUGUUCACAUGCUCAAACAGACAAACUCCAACCUCUCCACAAUGGCCAAGACCAAAGAGCUGUGUAAGGACAUCAGGGAUAAAAUAAUAGACCUGCACAAGGCUGGGAUGGGCUACAGGAAAAUAAGCAAGCAGCUUGGUGAGAAGGUAACAACUGUUGGAGCGAUUAUUAGAAAAUGGAAGAAGUUCAAGAUGACGGUCAAUCUGCCUCGUUCUGGGGCUCCAUGCAAGAUCUCACCUAGUGGGGCAUCACUGAUCAUGAGGAAGGUAAGGGAUCAGCCCAGAACUACACAGCAAGACCUGGUCAAUGACCUGAAGAGAGCUGGAACCACAGUCUCGAAGAAAACAGUCUUAAAAAAAAGUUUUGAACAACGUUGUUUAUCGGUAGUAUUACACAGCAUAUGUUUUGAAAAGUAUGCCAACGAUAAGCAAAACCAGGUCCAUAAUGGCACUAAAUCAGAAGCAGGUCUUUCCAAACUACUACCGUGAGUAAAAACGAGAUGUAAAGGAUCAAUGGACCUAUCGCAAAACCGCACCCACAAAUCACAAAAGCUGUAGAGUUGCAUAGGAAUACUGUGUGGUCAUGACUUAAACCGUAUUUUUUCUAACUUUAAAAUAGCAAAAACCCAAUGGUUUAAUGCUUUGCCUGGUGUACCUGUAAUUCCGACACCAGGUACCCUGAAAGAUUGGCAGGAGGAUUUUUUUUGUGUCUUAGGCUUUGAAAAAAGUCCAACUCCAAUUGCACGCUGUGGAUUAGGCUCUGUCGUCGACCACAUAAUAAUAAUAAUAAUACCUCAAACUUGUAUAGCGCUUUUUUGGUCACUCAAAGACGCUUUACAUAACAUAACACAAAGACAGAAUUAAGAGGUGGGAAAAGCUAGUUUGAACAGGUGGGUUUUAAGGAGUGGUUUGAAGUUUUGUAAUGAGUCAGAGUUCCUAAUGGGUUUUGGGAGUGAGUUCCAGAGUGCGGGAGCAGCAGCAGUGAAGGCUUGGUCCCCCAAGGUUCGGAGCUUAGUGCGAGUGAUGGGUGUGAGGAGAUUGGAGUCGGUAGAACGUAGGCGGCGGGAGGGACAGGUGCUGUUGUAGAAGGGUCACAUAAACAACUGAAUAUCAAGACAGUCACCCAAGGACUCAUAUGUCAAGGUCAAAUACGAAUCCUUAGGUAGCCAUUUGAAAUUUUACCCAAAAUCAGAAGAGAAGGCACCCAAUUUGGUUGAAAAGCUUGCAAGGAGAAAGAGGAGAAACUAUCCAGCUUCCACAAUCGUUCUAAUUAGCUCCUCCUUCACCUCGCUUUUUAUUUGGGAUGGCCCUAGCAACAGACGGGUGUCUUGCACUAAAAGGGGACGCAAGCUGGUGACACCUCUUAUCUUUGUUUGGCUAUGUGUGUGCAUGUAGGUGGAAUUAUAUACAUGUGUGUCAGCACAUUUCAGCAAAGCAAAGUGGCCUCUUCUGCCCUUGACCAGGCUAGAGGGUUAGGGUGUCUUCAAGACAAAACAUUCUUUCUUUGUGAACAAUAAUAAUAAGCAAAAUCAUUUCUUCAUUGCGGGCAGCAAUAAGCAAAAGCAUUUCUUCAUUGCGGGCAGCAAUUGAAAUUAAGAGCAAAUAUAUAAUAACAACUUAAUAACUCAUCAAAUACAUUUCAUGAAGCAACAGCAUUUGGUAAGUAAUAAAAUGCAACGAUAUGAUUCCUUAAAUGUAUUGAAGUUGACCUGUGGAACCUAGACCGGUUUAAACAGGUCAGAAUGACGAGGCAGUUUUAUCAAGAGCUAAGCAUGUCUAUAGUUAUCAAUCAUGGAACAUACUAUUAUAGCAAUUGAUACUUUAUUGUGAGCCUUCAUUGGUGAAAGCCAAUAUUUGAUAACCAUUCAAUAAUCAUCAACGUAUGAUUGGUCAGAUGUAUGUUAGUGAUCGAUUUGUAAAAAAAAAAAUAUAUAUAUAUAUAUUUUAAUAGCAUUUAGUAAAAACGUAGACUUAAAUAUUAACAUUAGUCUGCAAGCAUUUGACUGUCUACUUGUUUACUAGCUUGUCACUACACAGAUAGAAUAAAAUAUAACUAAGCCGUCAAGACUACAUCACUGAAAGUCCAAAGUAAAUACAACAAAAUUUCUAUUAAAAAAUCUAGAUGCACUUACGUUUGGUCACGGACGCACAUGAAUGAAAGUUCUCACGCACACAGCUAGCAUUUGGCUGCAGUCAACUCGAAUGCCCGCCGCUCUAACGUUGAGCAUUUAUUUACAUCGUAUUCAUGUUUCACAUGUAUGUUUAUGAUGUAAGUUGCUUAUUUAGCAACUCUGGAUAAUAUUGUAAAGUGUCAUUAAAAUGCUUCUAUUUCAAUAUUUAUUUAUUUCAAUAUUUAUGUCAACAUUUAUUUCAAUUUAUAUUUCAAUCUUAAAAUUUUUCACGUUCUAUUUAUUCCAAUUUAUAUUCAAUUUUUUAUUUAUUUCAAUUUUUAAUUCCAUAUUUAUUUAUUUCAAUAUAUAUUUCAAUUUUUAUUUAUCUCAUUUAUUUAUUUCAACAUUUAUUUAUUUCAUUUUUUAUUUCAUUCUUGCACUCUUGUUCCCCGUGUGGCUGCAUGAAAUCAUUUUAUCUGUCAUUGGCUCAUUAAACUCAGUGGGCUGGCGUGAACUAGGCGCGGUUUAUGUUGAGCGAGUCAAGCUACAUGGCUCUGGAGUCAAGAUAAUGCUCCUUCCCAACAUGGCAACGAUUGCUGCAGUUCUGCAUCAGCUUUCUUGGGAUUUAAUAAUGGACAUGUUAGACUUAGCAGAACACGUUGACGCAGGAAAUUCGGACCCUGAGCACGUGGCUUAAAAAACAGUGGUUUAUCGCGAGAGAGAGCUCAUGGAAGAUAAUCAUGACAGAUAAAAUUAUUUCAUGCAGCCACACAGGGAACAAGAGUGAAAGAAUGAACUAAAUAAAUGUUGAAAUAAGUAAAUAAAAAUUGAAAUAUAUUUAUUUCAAUUUAUAUUAAGUUGGAAUAAAUAAAAAGUGAAAAUUAUAAAUACAAAUUAAAUAAAUGUUGACAUAAAUAUUAAAAUAGAAGCAUUUCAAUGACACCUUUAAUUUACUUAAUUUUUGCACUCCUGGUCCAUUGCAUUUCGCCUCUACUAUGAUAAAGGUCUCCUCUUUCUAGUUUAGUACCAUGGACAUACCACUCCACUGCAUACUGCAACCCUCUUUGUCAGCUUGUCGAUGAAAUUUCUUUUUAAAAAAACACAGAAUUUUUUUUUUUUUUUUAAAUAAACUAACUGGUCCAUUGCCAGGCGUGGUAGUGCAAAUUCAGAAAUUUGAACUCCCGACAUCAUCCGUAAAUAGUUCGUUUACUCAAUCACUCACUGAUAGAAUUUGACAGAGCCUUUUACAAGGGGAGCGGGGCUUUGCGAUAGGUCCAUUCAGGCCUUCUGCUACCAAGUUAUGACCAAACCACGUAACACAGGAAUGAAUGUUUUGUCCCUUUUAUAAAUGGUUUUUAAGCAUUGCAAAUGUAAUAAUUAUGAGAUAUAUCUAAAAGAAAACAAUUAUUUGUACAUCUAUACAUGCAUAUAAACGCCUAGUCGCCUAAGUAUCCUUGAGCAAGAUACUGAACCCCAUGUUGCUCCUGGUGCUGCGUCACCAGUAGGUGAAUGGCGCGAUAGUGUAAAGCGCUUUGAGCGCCUUGAAAGGUGGAAAAGCGCUAUAUAAGUGUAACACCAUUUACCAUAAACAUUUUUUAAUAAAAUACUGUUUUUUUGGUGUUUUUUUUUUUAAUAAUUGAAAAAAAUCCGUGAUGGACUGAGGGCAUGAAGUUUGAAGCACAAAGUAGCGAGGAUCAGUGUACACGUUGAUAAUAAAAGUGGCAUAGCUGCUCUGGUUGCUGUGUAAAAACCAGUCUUUGUCUUUAGGAUAAAUUACAGUAUGUGCUUUUACAUAAAAUAAGAUGCCUAAAAGGCCACUUUUGAACAUAUACGGUAUAAGCAAAUUGAUUCCCCCUUCAAUGUCGUGUUCAUUUCCCUAACACUGCAAACGCAUUUUGUCCAUAUUUUCUGUCAAAUUGAUUUAAAUAAGACAAACUGUUUUCAUUUUCUUUGUGUUUUUGAACACUAAGUAUUUAUUUAUAUUUUUAACAGUAGUAGAGAAUGGAUACAUACAGUAUGUAGACUGAACUUAAACAACAAAAAAGCUCACACACAAAUUACACAAUCUUUAAUUAAAAUAAACACCUUUGUUUUCUAAUAAAGGCAUCUUGAACUCUGUUUUGAUCAGGGUUCAUGUGCAGCAAAAUUUCUUUUCAAAAACACUUUUAUUAUGUUGAAGAAAACUUGUUCAAAUUAAUCUGAAAUCUUUUAAAAUGUAGUGCAACUUAAAUGAGUGCAAAAUGAGUUGAAUGUAUAAGUGCACUGUUAAAAAAAAUAUAUAUCUAUACAUUAAAC